AUGAGGAGUUUACGGUCAAUCCAGUUUGGUGGUGUCAAGGGGGGCUCGGUGUUGGCUGUGGUCGUGGGUCGACCCAUCGAUGGGAGGGUAUCCGACGACGGGAAGGAAGGGGGACUUCUCGAAGUUUCAUCCGCGUCCGAGUCCGAGAGGUGGGAUGAAGGAGAGAAGUUGCGGAUGGUGAUCGUCGAGGAUCUGAGCCUUCCGGAGGAUCUCUCAAACGGUUGUCUCACCUCCUCAGACGAUAACGAUCAAGCAAAGAAGCUCCCGAUGUUGAUAAUCGAGGACGCGAGGUCCCACACUGACACUGAGGGGGAGCAACUGGCGCGGCCAACUGCCAGGUUUUGGCGAAGGCCCUGGUUCGGUGCGGGCGUGGGAGGUGCCGCAGGCACUGCAUUGGUGACAUACUUGAUCUUAUUGCUCCGAGCUGGAGACCGCCCCGGUGACGAUGUGGUGCCGGCCCCCUCCUCUGUGUCUGAGGUCACCACGUAUCACUCUACCCCAGCCACACACAGCUCAUCCCUGUCGCCCGAUUUUGUGCCGGACCUCAGCGAGAUCGGCAAAAUUUCUGAGACGGAGCUGGCUCUGUUGAAGGCACCGACGGACGUGUGCAGGCGGACAUACAGCGACGUUGUGCAAGCGAAGAAUGACUUGCCGAUGGUAGAAGCGACGAGCAUUGCCUGGCAGAAGUUGGACUGGAACGACUGUGCUUCAUAUGGCGGCAGGAUAGUGUGCACGCGUGACCAGAACACGGACGACGGGAACCUUGGGUGUCAUUACUUUGGCACUCCGUGGAAAUUCGAUCUUCCUACUGUCUGGGAGGGUGUCGUUCGCCACGUGAAGCCUACUGAGUGCUCGUACCAGUGUAACGACAAAGACGAGCACGACAAACUACUGACUGUGCGCCGAGCGCUGGAGAUUGCGGGUUCGAUUCCCGGCGUUGACUUGGACGGUGUCAGCGAACAGGACCUGUAUACACUCGGAAGGGAGGUUGGUCUGUUCCUGAAUUACUACGCACGUCGACCUGGGAGCCCAUUCCAGGAUUUAUCCCCGCCCAAGUUGACACCCUGGUUUGACCCCUGCAGUGAAUCGGCCGAGACACUUUAUGAGAGUUGGGCCCGAACUCCGUCGGAGGACGUCGAGCGCAUGCAGUUUGAGAAAGUCACUGGGUUCUGGACAGACAAGUACUUGCCGCCGUACUAUAGCGCUGCAGUUCGUACAGAAGGCUAUGACGUAAAACACCACAACAUCUAUUGCUAUCUCUUAACGGAGGAAGACAAACAGACAGUUCUAGACGCCUGGAACAAGAUCGCCCCUGCCUAUCGCCGUCCGGCUUCGUAG
Molecule: messenger RNA, 1338 nt
Organism: Gregarina niphandrodes
Lineage: Eukaryota; Apicomplexa; Conoidasida; Eugregarinorida; Gregarinidae
Product: putative transmembrane protein
Exons: 1
Coding region: 1-1338 (445 amino acids)
Source: RefSeq, a predicted model, not a curated record